Messenger RNA from Ctenopharyngodon idella (grass carp), 2085 nucleotides. RefSeq names its product opticin (gene optc). Lineage: Eukaryota; Metazoa; Chordata; Actinopteri; Cypriniformes; Xenocyprididae. The record is from RefSeq and is a predicted model, not a curated record. Gene Ontology annotation, molecular function: protein binding. The transcript has 7 exons. The coding region runs from base 303 to 1283 and encodes 326 amino acids.
AAAAUGAAGUCUUGCAUCUCACUAAGACACACGUCUGAAAACCACAUGAAGUUAACAACCUGCCGGCAGGGAGUGGUAAAUUACCAAACCAGGCCAGGUCUGACACUACGGCAAUGACAGCGCUGUAAAAUUAGUGACAGCUGAGCAAACUGACCUGGCCAUCCCCCAGCUGAGCUCCCACCUCUCCCCCUCACCUAACCUGCUAGUGUCCUUAAUCCUUGGUCAGCUAUUCAUUGCUCAAACCUCAGGAGAACACAGGCCAGCGUCCAUACCACUGUUCCCCUAAGAUCUGCUCUCAGGCCAUGGCUGUUAACAGGCAAAUAUCAAAGAUGGCGCUGUAUCUCGUUUGGACCCUGUUGGGCUUCAGUCUCAGUGCCCCUCCAACUGAUCUGGACCCUGAAGCAUUUGGCCCGACCUUUGAUGAUUUAAACCCAUGGGAUCCGAACCCAUACGGAGUGACCUAUGAUUAUGAUGACCUGGAUGAGGAGAUUGGGACACUGGCUCCUCCUCCAGCAGUCACUCAGCCACCUGCUGUAGUUCCUCCUGAGGACUAUGUGGAGGAAGUGACACUGCCGCCCCGUCCAACAAAGUCACCUGUCCUAUCCACUCUAGACUUCCGUGGUCCGGGUCUGUUUGGGCCUGACACAGGCUUAGGGAUGCCCUCCUGCCUGCUGUGUGUGUGUAUCAGCGGCAGUGUUUACUGUGAUGACUCAGAACUGAUUCAGAUUCCCCCUCUUCCCAAAGAAACCACACACUUCUACGCUCGCUUCAACAAGAUCACUGAGGUCAAAGCCACAGACUUCAUCAAUCUCAAUCAACUGAAACGGAUCGACCUGAGUGGAAACCAGAUAGGUAAAGUGAACGAAGAUGCUUUUCGUUCACUGCUUCAGCUUCAGGAUCUCAUUUUGGCCGACAACAACAUCCAGGCACUCCCAGAACUCCCAGCUUCCCUCAAGCACAUCGAUGUUCGCAAUAACAAGCUAAGGAGUACAGGCAUGCACUCAGAGGCCUUUAAGGAGAUGAAAGAGCUUCAGUUUCUUUACCUGUCAAACAACAAGUUAGACUACAUUCCCGUACCCCUACCGGACAGCCUACGAGUGCUCCACCUGCAGAAUAACAAUAUACAGAGCAUAAGCCAAGAUACUUUCUGCAACAUACAUGACAAAAACUACAUACGGAAAGCCCUUGAGGACAUCAGGCUUGAUGGCAACCCAGUGGACAUCAAUCUCUACCCUCAGGCUUAUAUCUGCUUACCACGACUACCUGUAGGCACUCCAGUCUAGGACAAUGUCCCUCUUUUUUCCAAAGUUUGUGUGUGUAUGUGUGUAUUUUCUAAACUCCUCUGUGACCACAGCAAAAAUAAUAUGAAGCAAGAAAAUCAAACGCCAUGUAAUCAAUAUCUAGGAGAAAGUUUUUUAUUCCAAACUUUGUUCUCUUUUAGCCAGUCACGCUAGGUACGCACUCAGUGACUUUGCACUCAUUACAAUAGAUGUAAAAAAUGACUCUGUUGCAAUAUCUCACCUAUUUGGAACAGAGCUAGAGACAUUGAUUAAAUUUGCAGAAGAAGUUAGAGCAAGAGCAUAUACAACUACAGUUGAAUAGUUGUAGUGCCCCUUUUCACCACAAUGUGGCGCCCUUCUCCAGUAAUUUCUGUCUGCUGUAACAUACUUCUGCAUUUCUAUAGACAGUCAGCUCCAUCUGUCAGGUGUUUGUGUCAUUUUAUCUCAGAUUGAUGCUAACGGUCUUUGAGGAUGCACUGUUCUUUAUUAAUGAUACUUAAGUUUGCUUGAUUUAUCUGUUUCCCAUUCAACAGCUUUCAUGACGUAUAUACAGUGACAACUCAGCUGCAUCUAUUUUUAAAUCAAUUCGUUCAUGUACCACUGCAGGUGGUUUCUGAGGUUACUUAGCAACUGUCAAAUAUUUAUAGUUUGACAUUUACCUGUGUGCACAAUGUAAAGAUACUCCUAGAUUAUUUGCACUGGAUGUUAAGCACCUGUAAAGACACAACAAAUGUAAUCCCAUGAGCAUGAACAGGUUUUCUCACACCAAAAUGUGUCUGCUCAUUCUUUCACGGCUUUGAAGCUA